CAGCCCUCCUCUCUGUCUCCUGCCCAUCCCAGAGGCUGCUCCCCACAGGGUGGGCACUGGGUAGGCUGCCAGGGCAGGAGGUACCCCCUGUUCUUGGCACAAGCCUGGCUGGGAAAAUCGACCCCAGGAGGGUGGAGGCUGGAGGCUGCACCAGGCUCUCCUUUCCCCAGGUUGGGCCACUGCCCAACCUGCAGAAAGGCCCCUGGGAGGGACCUACCCUACUCCACCCCCCAUAAAAGGACCCCAGGGCCCCGCCUGGGUCAGUGUCCUGGCCACAGCAGUAUCGUCAUGUGCAGAUCGGUGAGCCUGGAAGCUCUUGUCCUCCUGGGGGUGGCUGUGUGUGUGGCGCAGCCCCGCGGUCGAAUCCUGGGCGGCCGGGAGGCGGAGGCCCAUGCGCGGCCCUACAUGGCUUCGGUGCAGGUGAACGGCAAACACCUGUGUGGCGGCGUUCUGAUUGCGGAGCAGUGGGUGCUGAGCGCAGCGCACUGCUUGGACGACUCGGGCGACGGGAAGGUGCAGGUGCUCCUGGGCGCGCACUCGCUGUCGCGGCCCGAGCCCUUCAAGCGCCUGUACGACGUGCUUCGCGAAGUACCCCACCCGGACAGCCAGCCUGCCACCAUCGAUCACGAUCUCCUCCUGCUGCAGUUGUCGGAGAAGGCAGUGCUCAGCCCCGCGGUGCGCCCACUGCCCUGGCAACGGGAGGACCGCGAGGUGGCGCCGGGUACGCUCUGCGACGUAGCGGGCUGGGGCGUAGUCAACCACGCGGGCCGCCGACCCGACCGCCUGCAGCACGUGCUCCUGCCAGUGCUUGACCGCGCCACCUGCAACCAGCGUACCUAUCACGACGGCGCCAUCACCCAGCGCAUGAUGUGCGCGGAGAGCAACCGCCGCGACAGCUGCAAGGGAGACUCCGGCGGCCCGCUAGUGUGCGGGGGCGUGGUCGAGGGCAUAGUCACAUCGGGCUCGCGAGUCUGCGGUAACCGCAAGAAGCCAGGGAUCUACACCCGCGUGGCGAGUUAUGCGGCCUGGAUCGACAGCGUCAUGGCCCAGGGCGCAGAGGCCUGAGCUGAACCAGCAAGUCCGGGGCACUUGGGGCACGACAAUAAAGGCAUUCAAUUUGUGUCCGUCUGAGCACCUGCUGCAUGUGGGGCCCCGAGCGGAGCGUGCUAGGUCGAAAGUAAGCUGUGGAUCGGCGCCCCUGGGGGUCCUUGGCAAGAGCUCACAGACUCGGACACCUUUAAGAAGCUGAGAGCCAGGUGUCGUUUCGAGCUCGGCCACACGGCGGUGUCCUUGAUCUUCCCUGGAAGUUUAGGUUCCAGCAAGGGGACCACUCUCUGUGAGGUAGUGUUUCCCUUUUCCCCCAGCUUCCUGGUGGAGCUUGCGCCCAAGACCCUGCUCUGGUCUGAGAUGGCGGUGCACAGACCCUCUGGGGUUGUGGCCUAUAGCCUGGGUCCCAGAAGGGAAAGCUAAAGCCCACAGGGGCCGCGUGACUCUCCUGGGUCAUGCUGAAGCUCCAGGACACAGCCU
Molecule: messenger RNA, 1527 nt
Organism: Castor canadensis (American beaver)
Lineage: Eukaryota; Metazoa; Chordata; Mammalia; Rodentia; Castoridae
Gene: Cfd
Product: complement factor D
Biological process (GO): proteolysis
Molecular function (GO): serine-type endopeptidase activity
Source: RefSeq, a predicted model, not a curated record